Molecule: messenger RNA, 1450 nt
Organism: Agelaius phoeniceus (red-winged blackbird)
Lineage: Eukaryota; Metazoa; Chordata; Aves; Passeriformes; Icteridae
Gene: YIPF3
Product: Yip1 domain family member 3
Cellular component (GO): Golgi apparatus
Source: RefSeq, a predicted model, not a curated record
CGCCCAUCCGGGCCAGCGCGGCGGGGCCGGGACGGGCAUCAUGGCCGCGCCGGGGGCGGCGGGCGGUGGCAGGAGCGGUGCCCCCGCCGCCGAAUGGGGCGGCUUCGAGGACAACAUGCAGGGUGGCGGCUCCGCUGUCAUCGACAUGGAGAACAUGGACGACACAUCGGGCUCCAGCUUCGAGGAUAUGGGGGAGAUGCACCAGCGCAUGAAGGAGGAGGAGGAGGAUGAGGCGGAGGGCGAGGCGGGCGCCGGCGAGGAGGAGGACGGGGAGUUCCUGGGCAUGAAGGGGCUGCGGGGGCAGCUGGGCCGGCAGGUCGCUGACCAGAUGUGGCAGGUGGGGAAGAGACAAGCCUCCAGGGCCUUCAGCCUCUACGCCAACAUCGACAUCCUCCGGCCCUACUUCGAUGUGGAGCCCGUCCAAGUGCGAGCCAGACUGCUGGAGUCCAUGAUUCCUGUGAAGAUGAUUAAUUUCCCACAGAAGAUUGCAGGCGAGCUGUAUGGACCCCUCAUGCUGGUUUUCACACUGGUGGCCAUUCUUUUGCAUGGAAUGAAGACCUCAGACACCAUCAUUAGGGAAGGCACACUGAUGGGCACAGCCAUUGGAACCUGCUUCGGUUACUGGCUGGGCGUCUCAUCUUUCAUGUAUUUCCUGGCAUAUCUGUGCAAUGCCCAAAUCACGAUGGUGCAGAUGCUGUCACUGCUGGGCUACGGUCUUUUUGGACACUGCAUCACUCUCUUUGUCACCUACAACAUCCACUUCCACUCCCUCUUCUAUAUCUUCUGGUUGGUCGUUGGUGGACUCUCUACACUACGAAUGGUUGCUGUGUUGGUGUCACGCACCGUGGGACAUACCCAGCGGCUCAUCCUGUGUGGGACUCUUGCUGCUCUGCAUAUGCUUUUCCUCCUCUAUCUGCACUUUGCUUAUCACAAGGUGGUAGAAGGUAUCCUGGACACAUUGGAAGGACCCAACAUGCCGCCCUUCCAGAGAGUUGCCCGAGACAUUCCAGUUGUUUCCAAUGCUGUACUGAACACAACAGCCAAAGCCAUUGCAUUGACCCUCUAGUUUUACAGACUUGGACUUGCUUCCUUCACUACUUUUGGGGCUGCAUAGGGCCACAGUAACCUGCUGCCUGUUAGGAACAGGACAGAACAGCAAGAAGACAACUUGGUUUUGUUUUCCUGGACCUGUCCUCUGCAUUAAGGUUUUGGGCAGCUGAGUGGACUCAGCAGAGGCGAGUCACACCUCAGUGACUCAGAAGAGCUGUACUCUUCCCCCAUCCAGGUGUGGGCUAUCUUGAAUAGAGUGGUUCUGUUGCCUGCAUGUUUAGCUGGGAUUUCCCAGCACAGUUUGUUCCUUAGCCCUCUUUCCGCUUGCUGAUGUAACUCCAGGAGUAUCUGCCCUGUUCCUGUCCUGAAGAGGGAAGAAUUAAAUUGAUGUUGGUGCUGA